UUUUUCGGAAAUAAGUUAAGAGCUAACUCGUUUUCAGUUGAAACAUUCGUGUUUCUCUUAGCGGUUUUUGCGCGUGAAAAUACGCUCGAUAAUACACAAGGAGAAUUUGUUUGCGGAUUUGCCGAUAAGAGCCUGAAAAUUAAAGCCCACAAUAGCAGGUGUUGCGGAGUUAUUUUCAUAUGUGCAGUUUAUAAAUUAUUCAAUAUGUUUGCAGGUUUCCAGACCUGCCGAAUUUUGAUUGGCUGGAAACUGCAUCAUCCGAACUCAGAACAAUGCGAGAUCUAUGUGUAGUCCCCAUGACAUAAAGUUGUUAAAAGAUUACGCGCUCAAUAAGUUGCUAUAAGAUGAAGGAAUACAAAGGCAGACCUUUCAGUUCUACAGAGUGCAGCUUGGCUAAAGAUCUGCGCUUCAGUGGCGGGGAAUUUCCUUGUUGAGGGAAAUCUAUUCGGUAUCGCUACAACUUUGACACAUACACUGACACCACAAAUUUAACUCACGAUGCCGAGAGCAUUCCUUCUAAAAAGGGAUUUUGAUGACGGUAAUUAUUUCGGCGAAGGAAGGCUUCCUUUCGCUCAGCAAGAGGACGCGAAAGCCGCAAGCGAAGAUUAUCAAGACGUCAGGCGAAGCAAGAGGCCGGUAAAGAUAAAGAAAAAAGAAGCAGAAAUCUCGUUUUUAAACUCGCUUCAAAAGAAAAAGAAAUUAUCUUACCCUGCCGAAGUCCGAAUUGAUGAGCAAGUGAAUGAUAUCGGAAAGAUUUUGAGGUUUGCAAAUGAUUUCAUUAAUAAUGGAAAGAAAAUGUCGGGGCAAAAUUCUCAAAAAAGCAGUCUUCGUGGAAUUUCUCUAAUCAACGAGCAUGGAAUAUUUCGAGAGAACGAAGCGCUGGUAGAAAAAACUGAAGCGCUUGCCAACAGCUUCAACGAGAACUCGGACUCAUGUUCGAUCGAAUCGAAACGGGUGUCACCUGCGCCAAAUAAAAAAAGUUCUCAGCUGAAUAAAGCAAAUGAACUAGGUGAUACAGGCGUUAAGAAUCGCCCAGACAAGACUGUCCACAAAUGCAACCAGUGCGGAAAAGUUUUUAAGACCAAAUACACCUUGUCGAUUCACCUCAAAAUGCCCGACCACACUCAAAGUCGACCGUUUGUAUGUAACGUGUGCGGGAAAGGGUUUCGCCUCUCGAGUACCCUGUGCCGGCACAAGAUAAUUCACACGGAGAAAAAGCCGCAUAAGUGCGACGAGUGUGGCAAAUGUUUCAACAGGUCCUCCACCCUUAAGACUCAUCUUCGAACCCACAGUGACAAGAAGGCGUUUAUUUGCGACAUCUGCGGCAAGGGAUUUCACCAGAAGGGCAAUUUACGAAAUCACAUCAUGAUUCACACUGGCGAGAAGCCUUUUAGAUGCAACCAGUGCAACAGGGCCUUCAACAAGAUGUCCAAUCUUAAAUUUCACAUGCAUACCCACUCGGAUAACUUGCCUUAUCACUGCAGGACCUGUAGGAAACGUUUUUCCAAAAAGACUGAUCUGAAAGACCACGUCGAAGAAACUCAUUGAGACUCGCUGGGACAGUUCUAAGAACCCGCGAACUUUGACUACUUUGAGAAAAUGAACUUUAUUGAAGCGCGAAUUUAAUUCGCGAAAUGAACUUAUCACUUAAUAUUAGAACUUCCUUCAGCAAAUUUUCAAUUAAAGCGAACUCUUUGUAUUAAAUCUUCACUCACACGUAAAAAGAAUGCACAAAAAUACUUUUAAACAUGUCUUGCACUGACGAAAAUUAAAUAUUUGCACCUAAAUUUAACACCAUAAUUAGCAAUUAUCGAAACUAAGAGAACGACAGAACAAAAAUUGAAUUUUUCAUAUAAACGUAAAUUACGAUAUAUUUAUUUAGUCAAGAAGGCAAGAAAAGCCUUAAGAUUCAAUUGCUCAAAUUGCGCAAUUGUGCAAUUGUGCUUUUUAUGAAACUUAUGCACAGUUUUUAUAGAGACGAAUGCGAGCAUUUCGCGAAGGAAUAAUUUCUGACUAAAUGAAAGAUGAAAAAUCUUAAAACAUGACAAUGUAGAUAAUUUUUUCAACGAUAUUUUCACAUUAAAUGUUCUUGAAAUUGCAGUGAUAACCAAUAUGGGAAAAUAUACCUGCACACUGAUGUUAAAUAAAUAAAUAAAA
Messenger RNA from Orbicella faveolata, 2157 nucleotides. RefSeq lists its product as uncharacterized. Gene Ontology annotation, molecular function: DNA-binding transcription factor activity, RNA polymerase II-specific; RNA polymerase II cis-regulatory region sequence-specific DNA binding. Gene Ontology annotation, biological process: regulation of transcription by RNA polymerase II. Gene Ontology annotation, cellular component: nucleus. NCBI's taxonomy places the organism in Eukaryota, Metazoa, Cnidaria, Anthozoa, Scleractinia, Merulinidae. The record is from RefSeq and is a predicted model, not a curated record.